AUGGGCAAGAGUAAGAAGAAGAACCAGGGCGAACCGCCACUUGGUGAUUUUCGCAAAUGUCCCUCCGCCCGUAAGCUCUUUGAGUCUCUCGGCCGGGCAUUUCCUGUCAAGGUCAACAAACAGCGUACCCUCAACAGCUUUGUCAUAUGGCUUAUCGAACGCCUGAUUGACAAGGACGUGUCCAACCCGUCAAGCGCUGAAUCCGAACUCAAAGAGUGGUAUCAGCUGCUCAAGAGCUGCCGCAUUGACGACCAGACCAUCAUUGAUGGUUUUGUCGAGCUAGAGCAGAGCCACGUCUCAGAGCACCCUCUCGACGCGAGACGUCUUCACAUCGUGGAAACUGAGUUGCGGGAACUAAUCAGGACUACGGCCUCGCUGCCCCCAGCUCCAUCCAAAUCUUCAACAGCUCAUAAGAUUCAAAAGCCCUCAGGCACUUUGUCCAAGCCCAUGGAUGAACACAAGCAUCUCAAUCGGCGGGUGUCAGUCCUGAGGAUUGUUGCUGGCCCUGACCCUUCAAAAUCAACGAACGAUUACACCCAUCCGGAUAGAAGACUGUCAGGCCUACCGGCCCGCAAUGACUCUACCGCUGCCUUUGAAGGAGACAUGAGCGAUUAUAUCCAUCCUGGAAGAAGGGUUCUUGUCAGCACACCACAAGAGUCUCCGAAACAUGAUUCUCCGCCGCCAACAUUGGCUCAUAUGCACCCGGAUAGGGCUGCAUCUGUCUCGGUGGACCACUCCUCUCCUGCUCCCGAGAUCAUGUAUGGCCGCAUGCAUCCUGAUAGGAUGAUGUUUUCUCGAGAGGCUGCUCCUGAGCCUGGAGAGCUGAUUGAAAAGGUAGUUCCCGCUGCUGACUGCAUUCGAACGGGAACAGGAAGACAGGGCAAGAGUAACACAUUUGAUCCUUCCUGUCCCGAUUUGCCGUUUUUAUCAGGAGCAAAUGCAAUGGCCAUGGAAGACUCGGUGAGGCAGAGAGAGAAGAAAAAUCAGGAGCAGGAGUGGGAAAAGUUGGAGCAGGAGGAGAAGCAGAAGCAGACGCAGAAACAGAAGGAGAAGGAGAAGGAGAAGGAGAAAGGCAAGGAUCUCUCCUUUCUUACCGGUUCCAACCGAAUGGUGUUCGGUGAUGACUGGGCGUUGGCCAGAACGAAGAAGAAAAAGAAGAAGGCCGCGCAAACUGAGCUAGUUUUGGAGUACGGUGAGAGCCCGGUUGACGUGGGAAACGCCAAAUCGGCUACCAAGGGUGACAAGGAGUUUACCAUACCGGGAAACUAUGUGUGCAACCGUUGCAACGUGCGUGGUAAGUAUGAACCCCCAGGCAUGAUAUUACUGAUGUUAACCCUAUUAGGCCAUCUUAUUCAAGAUUGCCCAACGAACGGGGACUGGCGAUAUGCCGUCAAAGCACCCGAGGACUACACUUGCAAUUUUUGUGGAAAACAGGCAGAUCACUAUAUUGAUGACUGCCCGCGGAAGCCUUCGAAAGGCUCGCGCAACGGUCAAACUGAGCGUGACGCGCCUCGGAGAGUCGUCAGUGAUACCAUCCGAGAUUCCGUCAUAGACUCCUACCGACCCGAGCCCCGCUCCCACAAGCGACAUCGCAGUAUGGACAGUGAGUUUGACGAUGAUGACUAUUUGGCCUCGAGACCUCACCGCCGUGGGACGAGGGGCCGCAAGUCUCGGCGUGCAGAUGAUGAUCCAGAGAGCAACGUGUCUUUUCGGGGAAGGGCUGGUACGAACGACAGUCCUUGGGGUGACUUGAAGUCUUCCAUCGUGGGUUAUCUCGAUCCAGACAAGCCCGUUGGUGACGAACCCCCCACCAAGGUCUACACCAACCGCAGGCCUCCGCUCGUCAGCCCAGACCCCUGUGAGGAGGGACGGCUUUCGUAUUAUGAUGUGCCAUCUGAAGACGCGCAGCCCGAGCACUCCACUUUGAAGAAUAAGAAGAGGAAGACGCCCCCGAAGAAAACGCAGCUGGUUGUGCCCAAGUUCGAGAGAUCCCCUAUUCGUAUCGCCAAUGCGCCGCCCCCCAGAAUUCGAGUUGGCCCACAGCAGGUCGGCCAAAUGAUUGAGGAAGAGAGGGACAAGAACGACUUGAUCCCCUCGUUCUUCAAGAUGUUUUUGGGCAAGAAGGUCUAUUGCAGGACCAAGGCCAAGCGUCCAGUGGCAAUUGACUUUAUUGAUAUGCCCUCCGAGAGUGAGGGGGGCGAUGACGAUGCCAUGGAGACUGACCAGGCUCAAGAUUCUGUCAAGAACGAGCAAGGCGAUAUGUCCGCCCAGCUGAAGAGCCGGCUCUCGCCUGGGCCCUCGGUGGACGAGCCACAGCAGGCGACCAAUUCUUCUGUCAUUCAACACCUCCACGAUGUCAUCGACGUGGAUGAUGAUGUUGUCAUGACGGAGGCUAGGCCGUCUGUGAUUGUCAGCGGGUUGGGAGACGUUACCGACCUCACUGGGCUAUCUGAUGGCGAGUCCCAGAGCCACAUUGUGGUGGUUGAUGAUUAG
Messenger RNA from Podospora pseudocomata, 2493 nucleotides. RefSeq lists its product as uncharacterized. The record is from RefSeq and is a predicted model, not a curated record. The transcript has a single exon. NCBI's taxonomy places the organism in Eukaryota, Fungi, Ascomycota, Sordariomycetes, Sordariales, Podosporaceae. The coding region runs from base 1 to 2493 and encodes 830 amino acids.